This is a messenger RNA of Brienomyrus brachyistius, 629 nucleotides long. Its product is annotated as cytochrome c oxidase assembly protein COX20, mitochondrial. Lineage: Eukaryota; Metazoa; Chordata; Actinopteri; Osteoglossiformes; Mormyridae. The record is from RefSeq and is a predicted model, not a curated record. Gene Ontology annotation, cellular component: mitochondrial inner membrane; mitochondrion. Bases 15 to 443 code for a protein of 142 amino acids. The transcript has 4 exons. Gene Ontology annotation, biological process: mitochondrial respiratory chain complex IV assembly.
CGGACGGACAGCGCAUGCGUAGAGAUACAGAGCCGAUUACAAACGUCCUGCAGAAUUGGAAGGAGUUUGCUGGGGAUUUGAAAGAUAAAAUGACGAACGAAGAAGAGGCGUCGAAAAGAAAGCCCUUCAAGUUAUUAGGAAUCCUAGAUGUUCGGAACACCCCGUGCGCCAGAGAGUCCAUUCUGCAGGGUGCUGGUGGAUCCCUAGUCGCUGGCUUUGGAUACUUUUUAGCAACAAGCAGAGUACGGAGAUCUUUUGAUGUCGGAAUGAUAGGAUUCACUCUUACAACCCUGGUAUCUUGGUUCCAUUGUAGGUACAACAACGCCAAGCUCCGAAUACAGCAAAGGCUAAUCCAAGAUAGUUUGCAGAACAAGGUGGUCUAUGAAGGCACGGGUCUGGACCCCUCUCAGAAACAGGGCAGGGGCUCUCCAGGGAGCUCAUGAAUGCAGCACUAUUACUGAGAUGUUCUUUGUGAGUUCAAAGUGCCGGUCUUCCCAUCAUGGUACAGCAAAGUCUUCAUGUGGUUCGUGUUCUGUUAUGUUCACUUACUGUCCUUAGAGGACAUAUGUUUGAAUGUUUAAAUGAAAUGUUUGUUGGAGUAUGCAACGAUUAAAUUUUUAUUUAUUGGA